AUGCUUGAUCUGGACAAAAUUCUCGAAGAUGUCAAGGCAUGUAGGAUCAUACCCGAGCAGGAUGUUUUAGAAAUGUGUCUAUUAGGACAAGAGCUGCUAAUUUCGGAAGGGAACGUACAAUCGGUUGCUGUUCCCGUAGUAGUCUGUGGGGACAUUCAUGGCCAAUUGCAUGACUUGAUCACGUUGUUUAAAAUUGGGGGAGAACCUCCUCUCAAAAGAUACCUCUUUUUGGGUGACUUUGUCGAUAGAGGAUUCAAUUCAUUGGAGACGUUCCUCUUGUUAUUAGUCUACAAAUUGAAAUACCCGGACAAGAUUUACCUUAUACGUGGGAACCACGAGUCGAGACAAAUCACCUCAGUCUAUGGGUUUUACGAUGAAUGCUUGAGGAAGUACAGCAAUGCCAACGUAUGGAGAUACUGUUGUGAGUUGUUUGACUAUAUCUCCUUGGGAGCAUACAUUAUGGGCGGUCUUGGCGGUAGAGAUGGUGUCUUCUGUGUACAUGGUGGACUAUCUCCAGGCUUGGAAACCCUAGAUGAAAUUCGGAAGAUUGAUCGGAAACAAGAGGUACCUCACGAUGGAUCCAUGUGUGACUUACUCUGGUCCGAUCCGGAAAAAGACGUUGAUGGCUGGGCAUUAUCUCCACGUGGAGCCGGGUACUUGUUCGGAGAGGGAGAAACUAGCAAGUUUCUACACAGGAAUGGCCUCUCCCUCGUGGCACGUGCACACCAGCUCGUUAUGGAAGGAUAUAAGGAGCUCUUUGAUGGAGGCUUGGUGACGGUGUGGAGUGCACCCAAUUACUGUUAUCGCUGUGGGAACGUUGCUGCUGUUCUGGCAUUGGACGAAUCACUCACUCGAGAAUACACGACGUUUGAAAGCGCCCAGGGGAAGAACGACAACAACGACAGAGAUGGUUAUGACCCUACCACCAUCACGAACAACAACAACAACAACAACGUGGGAUUUCAGCGUGGCAAUGUUUUCUUGACAACACGUCAAAAACCAGCAACUGAUUAUUUCUUAUAA
This is a messenger RNA of Pichia kudriavzevii, 1023 nucleotides long. RefSeq lists its product as uncharacterized. Gene Ontology annotation, molecular function: protein serine/threonine phosphatase activity. The transcript has a single exon. Gene Ontology annotation, biological process: double-strand break repair via homologous recombination; peptidyl-serine dephosphorylation. The record is from RefSeq and is a predicted model, not a curated record. The coding region runs from base 1 to 1023 and encodes 340 amino acids. Lineage: Eukaryota; Fungi; Ascomycota; Pichiomycetes; Pichiales; Pichiaceae. Gene Ontology annotation, cellular component: cytoplasm; nucleus.